Acanthaster planci (crown-of-thorns starfish) is the source of this 2759-nucleotide messenger RNA. Its product is annotated as nucleolar and spindle-associated protein 1-A-like. The record is from RefSeq and is a predicted model, not a curated record. Gene Ontology annotation, molecular function: microtubule binding. Lineage: Eukaryota; Metazoa; Echinodermata; Asteroidea; Valvatida; Acanthasteridae. Gene Ontology annotation, biological process: mitotic chromosome condensation; mitotic cytokinesis; establishment of mitotic spindle localization. Gene Ontology annotation, cellular component: microtubule; mitotic spindle; nucleolus.
ACAUUUCAUCAUUAAUGAAGUGAACCAAUCGCUGGUGCGUUAGCGGGGAUUUUGAACACGCACAACGGCUAAUUCACCUCCAUCCAAUGCGUUGGAGCUGAGCAAUCAAGAAAGGCGACAAGUACCGGUACGUUGGAAAAGAACACUGCUGCGGUGUUGUGCGAUUUUCUAGUUAAUUAACAGUUAUCUGUCCAUUUUGGCCUGUUUGUCGUAUAACAAAAUGGAAAAUUCCAGCGCACUUGACGGAAUGAAGCGUGCUGAACUCCAGCGUCUUGCCAAAAAAGCUGGCAUUAAAGCAAACAUGAAGACUGAUGCCAUCAUUGAAGCCCUACGAAAACACUACCAGGUGGAGUCCAUUCCCACGACAGGAAGGACAUCUUCUGGUGAAGAUGAUACAACUGGUAAUGAGUCGGCCGUUUCAACAUCCUCCGAGUCUGCUGGCUCCUCCGUCAAUGAAGGGCAAGUGGAACAGGACAAAACUUGUAAGGGUACUCCCCCAAAGAGGGUGGCACGUAAGGGAAGGAAGGGGCGGAAACGCACCGUGGCACCAACCAAAAACACCGCAGCUAUGACAACGGACAAGACACCAGAGCAAAAAUCAUCAACCUCUGCUGUCAAGCUGCCGAACUUGACUGUGAGGAGCAACACCCCCAGGACCCGGUGCUCCACUGCCUCUUCCACCACACUUGCUGCAGGUGGGGUACCCCUCCGUCGGCAGACACGAAGCGUCACCCCAAAGACGGGAAGCACUGCUCCUGCAACCAAGAUCACCCUGGCACCUGUUGAAACCUCAGUGCGGAGGAAGACCCGGAGUGUCACCCCAAAAAUGGACAAGGACCUGCCCACUGCAUCAGCACCUACGGACGUCCCCGUACGCCGGAGGACGUAUGAGAUUGAGCAGGAGCAGGCAGCUCCUCAUGAGGUUGCCAAGAAGGAAACCACAGCCCAGAGUGAUCCAGAUAUGAAGAGAGAAAUCCUGGCAGAACUUGAGCAGAAAGCAGCAGAAAAAUUGUCCCUGCAGAGCAAAAUUCCCAAGCGGAAGGCCGUGGUUGCCAAGUCCAACAAGCCCAUCACCCCAGGCAACAAGGACUGGAGCCGCAUUCACCAGGCCCAGUUUGACAAGAUGGAGUCCAUCGAUGACUACGUGGCCCGCAAGCGCAAGAGAACGGAGGCGCUAUCUGCGUCGGUCAAAAGGGCCAAGCUGAUUGCCGAUGAGGCCAGGGCAGCGGUUCAGAAUCUGACAUCCCAUCGGACUCCACAGGGCAGCUCAGCCAAGGUUGGUAAGCCAGUCUCCAGGGUGCACAUCACCAAUCUGCCCUUCGGCUCCCCUAGGCCAACGGGUGUCAAGAACCGAGGGACCAAGGCUCCUGUCAGCAAAGCCCCUCCCACCAAGAGCGUGACCUUCAAGGUGUCCCGCUUGAAGACCCCGACCAGGGCCUCAGUGCUCCUGGUUGGGGGAGGAGAGCCCCGACAGAAACGGAAGUCCACCCCUGGACCACGCAAGUCCAUCUCGGUCAUUGACACGUCAGCCAAGAAGCCGCAAUUUGACCUGUCCUCACGCAAGUCUAUUGGAGAAUCUGGCAGGGACAACCGCAAGUCUGUCGGUGCGGUCACCACCCCCUUCAAGUUUGGCCAAUCUGCUCUAACCCCUGCUGCGGAUACCAUCAGCAAGCCAGCCUUUGAUCUCAAAGCCUCACUUAGCAAGCCACUGACAUACAAGCCAUAUACUGGGAAACUGAAGCCUCUGGAGGUGUCGACCCGCGUUCAGGCCACCUCCAACAUCCAGAAGGCCAAGGCCAACAUCACCAAGAAGCCAAUGCUUAAGACUCGUGACAACAGACGAGCAGAGGCCAAGCACAACCGAGCAAACAAAAGAGCCAACAAUCUCAUGGCUCGCCGCGGCAUCAGUGCAUUCUGAAGUGCUUACAUUCUCGCCUAUAUUUAGGGUUAAAGCAUUCUUCAUUAUUUGAGCAUUGUCUUUAAAGAUUGCUGCAAAUGUUCAAGACAUUUAACAUCAUGGAUAUACCUUCUCAGAGUGUGGAGAUGGAUAUUGUUAAAGCUGUUUGUUAAAGCUUUUGGAUGUCACAUAACACAUUGUUGCAUGGAGUAGAAUUCUUCCGCUGCAAUUAUAAAAUUUCAAAUGCGGCAGUUCCAUUUUUAUUGAAUUUUUUUUGGGGGGGGUUGGGAAGAGCAGGUUUUAGUCAUGUUCCAGUUUUUUUUAUUGGGUCGAGAUAGCCUAAGCCCUUUUUAUGGAUGGAAACCUUCAUCUUUGUAAAUUUUUGUAUAUACAAAGAAAAAUGUUCCUUUUUUUUCAUUUUGUAUAUAAUGUGUACAUUUCAAAAUACAACAGAUAGGUAGUGUCUUUUACAUCAUUUCAGCUUUCUGAACUCCAAAAUUUUUUAUUAGGGUCAUUUUAAUACCACAAAAUCAACUACAAAUAGCCACCACCUACGGGACCCAAAAGAGUUGCUGACCGUGAACAGGUGGUCUCACUUUCAGGGCUUUACAUUAUCACUAUUACAUGGGACACACUGCCCAUUGAGACCACAGUGGCUGACUGCUUUGUGUUUUUUUACAGUUGUACAGGUUGUAGAUGUUUUUGUUUUGGUUCAUUUGUAGCAUUUUAGACAACUUUUUUUGAAAAUUAAGUUUACAUUAGUUGCAUGUAGCAGUGUAUAAAAUAUAACUGACAUGCCAAGAAUGGUAGGUGAAAAUGUGCACAAUAGUAAAAAGCAACAAUAGAGAUGAUGCUGCUUUGA